This is a messenger RNA of Paramecium primaurelia, 440 nucleotides long. Lineage: Eukaryota; Ciliophora; Oligohymenophorea; Peniculida; Parameciidae. The record is from the annotation of a GenBank genome assembly.
AGUAUAGGCAACUAUAUAAACGCCGAUAGAAGUUGAGACAAACCUGCGGAUAAAUUAAGGUCUUCUAUUUUUUUAUUUUAGGACAUGUUGUUUCAGGUAAGACAACUCUUUUGGAUAAAAUUAGAAUUGCUAAAUUUCAAGUGGGCGAAGCAGAUGGGAUGACAUAAUAUAUUGGUACUAAAUUCUUUCGAGCAAAAAAAAAUGAAAGAGGAGCUAACAACAUAAUAGUCUUAUUAAGUUGAUUUCAAUAAUUCUUUAUUCUUAAUUAGUGAUACAUCUGGCAUGAAUCAUUUUUCAACUUAAUAAUUUUAGGGUUUUCAUUAUGUGAUUUAGCCAUUUUUUGUCAUUGAUUUAAUGCAUGGAUUAGAAAAUUAAAAUGGCUUUAGAAUUACGACAGAUUAGAAAAACUACAUUUGUUAUUGCAAUAAACAUAAUUGAUA